AUGAAGGAAAAAUUCGUGUCUACAAGUAUUGAUGCAAAUAAUCAACUUGUGGAAUUAAAUCCAGAGCCCAGCAGCUUUCGUCCCAAACGCAAGAGAAACAGACCAACUGUUUCGUGUAUGAGUUGCAAAAGGAAGAAAAUCAAGUGCGACCGUAUGAAGCCCAUGUGUGGAGCCUGCUUGCGAAAUCAUAUGCCUGAUGGUUCGUGUGUAUAUGUUUCACACUAUCCAUCUAAUGCUCCCAGCGAGUCCAGAAACGUCAAACGCCGUCCAAAUAGUUCAGACAACUCAGUUUCGUCAAGUACUACAGGCACAAGCGAUGAGCUGCAUGCUGAUGACGCAAAGAGACCACCAGUGAAACUUGAAGAGGAGAAUAUCUCUAGUAACAUGCUGGAAACGUCACGUGAGGCAUCAUCUGAAAGUGGAUACCUUUCGAAUGAAUCAAGGCCUUCAGCACCGAAAAGCGAUUCCUCUGGUGUUCAUCAGACGGAUCGGAUCGAAGUGCUCUUGAAUGAGAUUGAUAGACUAAAGGCGAUCAUAUUUGAACGUACGAGUGGUUGGCUUCUUCCAAACUUUAAAAGCAAUAUCCGUGCGAAAGAUGUCCCGAUUCUUCAAGGAAUUCGGAAAGCACACCUUCGCAACUUGAGGCAUAUUUCAGAUCGCUGCGUUCGAAUCGAUGCUCCAAAUCAUUCCUGCUUUUUGGGACCGUCUAACUUCAGAUCGUUGAUGACGUAUGACCAUACCUUGACUAAGUUAACGCUGAAGUUCAAUCACAGGUUGGAACAGGAGAGAACUGACUGGCGAAACGCUCUUAAACCUAAGAAGUUUCACAAUGAGAUGAACAGGGUGCUUGGGAACUAUGCCAGAGAACAUUUUCAUGAGAAGACAGAUCCGUCAAAGGGUCCGGGAACACCUUAUCAAAGAGCUUUAAUCAGCUAUCUUGAACAGUACCUCGUCAAUUACGAUCUAUUCAUCAGCAUGCUUAACAAAUCUCUUGCUAUGAUGUCUUUUCUUUUGCCGAUUGUUCCGCAUAAGCUUUCUGAUCAUAUACUCAGCUUGAGGUUUCACCGUGACCAGAACACAAAUGGCGUCAAAAUCAACUUUAAUGGCCAGCCAAUAGUUUUCGCAGAGAUCGCUAUGAUUAUUGGCUGCUUGAAGUUCGGCUUUUCCGGAAUCGAUAGCCGGGAAAAUGCAUCAUUGGAUGCAAAGCUAACAAUCUACUCUGAAGAGGAAACAAACUUGUUGUAUUUCUUUACUACAAAGCUUUUGGAACAGGCGGAAUACAGAACGCAUUCUAGCCUUCCAUCGCUACUCUCUUUAAUCGUACUUUAUUUUAUUGCAUGCCGGAACGUUGAACGGUACGACUUGAUCACCUUCGAGAGCAUUCCAAGCUUUCAGAGUAUGACGGUUCAAAUGGCUAUUAGCUUGGGCUUUCACAGAGAUAUUGAUGAGACGAAGCCAACUUUGAGAAUGCAGGAUGGCCUGCACGAUCCUCAAACCUUAAUGACCUACAUUUCCUCGGGAGACUGGCAUGCAAUAUGGUGUUCUGUAAUGUAUUUGGAUACUCUUAGCUGUUUUGCUCUUGGUACUCCUUCUAUGGUUGGGUUUUCCGCUGACAGAUGUUAUGGAACAGGUCUCUUUAGUCCUACGAUCAGAUAUGUGAUUGGGGCUUAUAGGUCAGUCGUUCGUCUUAUUACCGGACCUUCACAUUAUGGAAAGGAUAAGAUUAACCGUGGUUCUUCGACCAGGCAGUUAAAUGCAUACUCAGUCACUUUGUUCCAGCUUGAGAAGCUUAUAUUUGGUAUUGAGAAGUUUAACAACACCGAACUACAGAGUUUCAGCGAUUUAAUCAAGCAGAUGAACUCGGCAGCUACGACUGAAGAAGUUUCAAAGACUGUCCUCAUAAUGUUGAUGAAGCUUAGAAUAUGUGCUCUUUUGCUUUUCCUUUAUAUUUACACCCAUAUUAUCUUCAAAGAUACGAACAACGAGCUCAUCAAGAUGGGAAGACUCUUUGGAAAGUCCUUGGGUGAAGUCGAGAUACUAGAAGCCCGUCUUUUGAAAAGAAGCUUGCGGUACUCGAUUGUCAUGCUUGGACUUUUGAACCAUCUUCUUCUGAAUAACUAUUCCAAGAAGACGACAGUGUUGGGAAUCUUCACCACUGAUAUUUCGAGUAUAUUUAUUAGGUGUUUGUAUGGACUGGCCAGUUAUAUUGCUGAUUCAUUUAAUAAGAGGAGAUAUGAGGAUCAGGUUAUCAUUAGAGUCGAUGACCUGAGCUUGGAAACCUUGGAGUUACUUGUUGAUCCGGAGAAUGAAAAUAAUCUCGAUCCAAAGAAGGCAAAGUUGUUUAAGGAUGGAAUGAGUAAAAUAGAGAAGUCUCUUGAACGUCCUGCUUCACUACUUCAUUACUUGAACAGCUUCUUCUACAAUUCCUCUAGAUCAACGAUUUCUCGUGACUAUAACUUUUUUGCAAGCUACAAGUACGUUUUUCUUACUUUAAGCUACAUGGAAAGCCAUCAUUUGACAGUUGAUACGUUUGAUGUUCAAAAAUUCUUGGAUCAGUUUAAGAAUAUUGAUAACUCCUGGUUCAAGAGUUAG
Messenger RNA from Brettanomyces bruxellensis, 2592 nucleotides. RefSeq lists its product as uncharacterized. The record is from RefSeq and is a predicted model, not a curated record. Gene Ontology annotation, biological process: regulation of DNA-templated transcription. Bases 1 to 2592 code for a protein of 863 amino acids. Lineage: Eukaryota; Fungi; Ascomycota; Pichiomycetes; Pichiales; Pichiaceae. The transcript has a single exon. Gene Ontology annotation, molecular function: zinc ion binding; DNA-binding transcription factor activity, RNA polymerase II-specific.